AUCGUUCCUUUCCUCUACCAUCGCUGUUUGCAAUUGGGCGGUUAUUCGCCGUAAGCUUUCCAUUACCCCUCAUUCUUGCUUUAUCCCCCUGCUUUCCCCUGCUUUCCCCUUCCCAGACUUGAUUUCCCCCCAAUUCUUUGGUUAGCCGCGUCCACCGCCAGAUCAUCGGGAACAGACACAAAGAAAGGAAACAAGGCGGAAAAAAAGAAAGAAAAGAGAGGAAUUAAUCCUUAUUAUCCUUAUUCUAUCACUGGUCUUUACAUUUUCAACCACUUCACUUCGAAACAAAGAGGAAAAAGCUAAUAAGGCAAAAAAAAAGUAUAAUACUGUUUUGAGGUUCCCCUAACUUUCCGAAAUAAAAUCUCGUACGCGUUAUAAUGCCUGGUUCUGCUCAACACUAUUCGCCCCCUCGUCACUCUGGCGGACGCUAUCCCCGGCACAAUCAACAUCGAGGAAGAAGAAGAAGUACCGAGAGGGAUAGGGAACGGGACAGAAGGAUGUCAGAGGAAGACACUGUUAGCUAUUCGCCCGAUAUUCCACGCUUUUCGGCAGGCAGCGGUACCGCCGUCGAGGAAACUCUUCAGGCAGAUUAUCAUUCCGCUAGAAACUCGAGGUUAUCGACCGCUAGCUCUGAGGUGAAUAAGAAAUUCUUAAUCCGCUGAUGCAAGCGUUGACUACAACGAAUAUGAGGAGUUGCUGUCAAAAUUGGAUUGAUCAAUGAUAUCAAUACAAUCGAACACAAGAAAAAGAGAGCGAUGGACAAAGAGGGCUGACUCGAUUUGAUAAUUUCUGGCCAACGGGUCAGCGGCAGGAAGCAUUCACAAAUAUUUGCGAAACCGCUUGCGAUCAACAGCAUCCUCAGUCCACCAGGAAAAAGGCCUUGUCUUAUCUAUUUGAGUUAUUCUCACAAUUCGGAACCACAUGGUCAGCUAAUAGGAUUUCUCACCUUCUCAAUGAUCCUACAACGAACUCUGAAGUCAUCCUCCUCCCUCCAUUGGCCUUUUUCUUUUUUCCCUUUUCUCCUCUAACGCGCGCCCGAUAGAUCCACAACUUAAUAAUUGGCAAUGCGCACUUGAUAAUCUCGAAAGCCACUUCGGGGUCAUUCGACGCUUUGAUAAGCACCGUUGCCGGAAGCCUUUCGGCUCUGACCACAUCAGACUCCCAGGCCCACCGGACAGCACUUUAUCUGGUCAGAUAUCAUCCCGAGGACUUUUUCGGCUCGCUCUUUUCUUCAACCAAUAUCGAAAGGGGGUCCCUGAAAUGGGUUGCAAGGUCGUACCCUCAACUCAGGUCGGAAGUCUUUCCUGACUACCCCCGGGCUGAGGAGGAAUUAACGAGAUAUCUUGGUCUUGCAUCCGCUCGACUUAAUGAGGCCGUCGGCAAAGCAAUUACUGCCCUUGAUGCGCUAGGAUCGAUCAAGCCCGUCUUGGAGAUGUUGUCGGAGCUCCUGAGGGUCCCCGGGGAGGCUGGGGUUGUGGUUGUCGGAACGGCAGUUGGUUCUUUCCAGAAUCGGAUAAGCCAUCUGACCCCUUUACUGGAACUUGGGCGCAGGGAUGGUGAUGACCGCUUGCUGGGGGAUCACAAUAGUAUACCCCCUGUGGACGGUAGCGUCAAGGACCAUCCACACUCUGCGCCAGUUACUCCACUUAAGAGGGGGUUUGAGGGGUCCCAGGGCUCAUCCGAGGCCAAGCGUAGUCGAUACGAUCAGGAGACCAACAGUCCCCGAGCUCCAAGGGACAGCCGGCCGCCGCCUCGUGGGGCUCAUAGUGGUGUGAGCACUGGGCAUUACAGGGGUGGCUACCAAGGCAGAAACUAUGUUCCCGGAUACAGAACAAGGGGUAAUAGUGGUGGCGGUAGGUACCGGGGUGCUGGGGGUGGAGGAGACUAUUAUAGGUCUCAUAAUUCCAGAUCGAGGUACGCUCCGCGCGAGUCGGAUCAUGGGAGCAAUAGGGCUUUUCAUGAUUAGGGCAUCUCAUAUAUUCUUCCCUUGUAUUAAAUACACCCUGUCCGUUUACUAUUAUUACCUCUAACGUCUAUUGAUCUGCUGCUUUUCCGGGCGAGAUGGGGGCGAGUGAUCUGUUGUGCACCCGAUUUUACUACUUUAUUUCUCUUUUUUCUGGCCCCUCUUAGUUCUUUCUGGCGAUAAGGGAUAAGGUGCUUAUGCCCUUUGCCAUUUAUUUACUUUUCUCUUGCUCUAUAUGAUAUCAUACGACCCGGACGCUCCGUAUCCCUAUCCUGUGGGAUGUUUCGAUUCCCGUUCUCGAGGAGUACAACAUUCAGGGCGAGAAUAGAUAUUUAACGUCGCU
Messenger RNA from Tuber aestivum (summer truffle), 2306 nucleotides. The record is from the annotation of a GenBank genome assembly. Lineage: Eukaryota; Fungi; Ascomycota; Pezizomycetes; Pezizales; Tuberaceae.